AUUUGGAAAGAAUGAAAAUUAGUGCUUCAUAAUGUAAAGUCAAAGCCUCAAAGGAACUAACCCGCAUUUCGAAGAACGAAAGAAGGAACAGAAAUGGCGACGGCAUCAUCAGGCAUCCAAAAGCUCCUGCAAGUUGGGACAAAGAUUGUCGCCGUUGGCCGUAACUACGCCGCUCACGCCAAAGAACUUGGCAACGCUGUUCCUAAGGAGCCGGUUUUGUUUCUCAAACCCACGUCGUCUUACUUGGAGAAUGGAGGGAAUAUCGAGAUUCCCCAUCCCUUGGAGUCGCUGGAUCAUGAAGUGGAGCUCGCCGUCGUGAUCAACAAGAAAGCUCGCGAUGUGCCCCAGACCAUCGCCAUGGAUUACGUUGGAGGUUAUGCUCUUGCCUUGGAUAUGACUGCUAGGGAAAUCCAAGCUUCUGCCAAGUCUGCAGGACUUCCAUGGUCUGUGGCUAAAGGGCAGGAUACAUUCACACCUAUUAGUUCUGUUCUUCCCAAGUCAGCUGUGCCUGACCCUGACAACUUGGAACUGUGGUUAAAGGUAGAUGGAGAUAUAAGACAGAAAGGUUCCACCAAAGAUAUGAUUUUUAAGAUUCCUUAUCUCAUUAGUCACAUAAGUUCAAUCAUGACACUCUUUGAAGGAGAUGUUAUAUUGACAGGCACUCCACAAGGUGUUGGCCCCGUGAAAGUAGGUCAAAAGAUAACUGCUGGGAUCACAGAUCUUAUUGAUGUUCACUUUAAUGUCGAAAACCGCAGAAGGCCAGGAAGUUAUUAAGCAAGGGGAUUUUUCUUUCAAUUUCUGACUUCAGUAUAAUGGCCUUGCUUUCCAGAGUCACCCAAGCUGUGAUACAUAAGCGAUGAACUAUGUAUUUUAUAAUGAAAUUGGAUUUCUAGCAUAGAAGCAUGGAGCUUGGUGUUGACAAACCUUUUGGAAUGAAGUAAUAAUGAUUUUAUGAACACA
Messenger RNA from Manihot esculenta (cassava), 960 nucleotides. RefSeq names its product probable acylpyruvase FAHD1, mitochondrial. Gene Ontology annotation, cellular component: mitochondrion. Gene Ontology annotation, molecular function: acetylpyruvate hydrolase activity. The record is from RefSeq and is a predicted model, not a curated record. The coding region runs from base 94 to 774 and encodes 226 amino acids. NCBI's taxonomy places the organism in Eukaryota, Viridiplantae, Streptophyta, Magnoliopsida, Malpighiales, Euphorbiaceae. The transcript is spliced from 7 exons.